CGAAGCGCGCCAAUUUCAAUAUGCUGCAUAGCACACUGCCGCAGCGACCAUGCAAUCGUUCAAGUCAACAUUCAAGGCAAAUAAGCACUCCAGACUGUCAGAUGGCUCGACUUUACCUCUCAGCAAUUCCGAUACGAGGUCACCUAUUUCACGAUUUUCACUAACGAGGCGGUGUACUCGCCUUUUAACGGGACUAAUCUUGGUUUGCCUAUUUCUAUUCUUCUCGCGCAGCAGCCCGACUGGGCCAUCCCAGCUGCUGGAGCAGUCAUUCGCGGAACAGCACUCAUUACCCGCCGUUCAUAAUCUUUCAUUGCCUUUCCCAGAGGGGCGCGACGCGAAGUUCUUUUGGGCCGCCAAUCAUGUCACUAGUUCGGGAUGGGGAAAUGCCAUGCAGGAGCUUGUGAUGAAUGCGGUACUGGCUCAUACAACUAAACGAGCCUUCGUGUUCGAUAAUUUCACAUGGGAACGAGAUUCUAUCGAUUACUCAACGUUCAAUGGCAAACUCAUACCUUCACGUAUACCUUUGUCAGCUAUUAUCAGUGGCCCCAUAAUAGGGUCGUCAUUUCCCCCCAGGGAUGCUGCCCCUCGUGCUGUCUCACGGGAGUACUUCAAGAAAGUUUGCCCAAAUCCCACUAUCAUCGACAGCUGGGAUGUGAACGAGCAUCUCAGGCUGGACAAUAACGUGCCUGCUUUGGAAAUAUUUGAGAAGUGGGUGGAGAAAUUGAAUUCCAUCGACGACCCAUGCGUUGAGAUAAAACAGGAGUCAUACCAACUAUUUGAGAUUUGGCUAUUUGGUUCAAAACGCAUACUUUCAAUCUGGCCUAUCCUAUCCAAGUCGCCUGUCUUCACAGAUUUUUCUUGGUCUCCGCUUAUUCUUCAGGCAUACGCGGAUAAUGCUCAUUUGUUUACGCCUUCCUCGUUCCGAUUUUUCCCCUCGUUCAUGCGCCCUUCCAAUCAGUCACCAACUCCUACAACACUACACGACGUCCAUCCUAUUGUCAAAGCAAAGGACCUGGAUACUGUAACUGGGCGACUUCGCGGUCAUUGUUCACAUCUUGCUAACUGGUCCUCAGAUUGGAACGGGUUCAACCAGUUCUCUGCCCUCCCUGACAAGUUCAGAGUCCCUACAGACGGUGGUUGGGGCGAGACCACGCAGGCAAACACGAACAUGUACUUCAAAGCGUGUUUCCCAACGAUUGAACAGAUUGUCGAGAAAGUCCAGAACGUGGUUGCUGAUCAAAGGCGUCUAUAUGGACCCACAAAGGAGUUGAAGAGCAUAUACGUUAUGACGAAUGGAGACGUGGAAAAAUGGGAUGCUAUUGCUACCAGCAGGGAUUUGAAGUUGAGCUGGGAGGCAAAACCUGUCGCACAGGCCGUGGACAUGCUGAUCGGUCAGCGUGCUCAGGUGCUAAUAGGUAACGGGUUUUCAAGCUUAACAUCCAACAUCGUGAUGUUGCGCAUGUUGGGGGACAUUCCUCCGGAAGAUAAUCGGUUCUGGUGAGGGUGGUUUCCCGUUUAUUGGAGUGAUGUUGCGUAGCCCUCCUAUCUUAUUGAGUCACUGACGGCUUCUCCCAACCUUUGGGGUCACUUCACGAAUGUCCGGAGUCGGUACUCAUGAAUGUAUCUAUUUGUCUAGCCUCCCCACAUCGCUACCACUCUUUCACUGUUUGUUUUUGUAUAUUACUCAGUUAUACCCCUUGUCAUAUACCCUCGGUAAUUAUUUGCGGAAACACGUAUCUCCUCAUUCCAGGGCUUGCGAGCCUGCGAUGAGUGCUCACAUGCACAAGUCCUCAACUCAAUGAUCGAAGUAGAGAUAUUCAGGCACCUGGCUCGCUUUCGCACAGCGGGAAAUCCUUUCCUUUCUUGCAUGUGUUUCUGGCCCCUUGAUUAUUU
Molecule: messenger RNA, 1893 nt
Organism: Suillus subalutaceus
Lineage: Eukaryota; Fungi; Basidiomycota; Agaricomycetes; Boletales; Suillaceae
Exons: 9
Coding region: 50-1501 (483 amino acids)
Source: RefSeq, a predicted model, not a curated record